Salvelinus fontinalis (brook trout) is the source of this 1379-nucleotide messenger RNA. Its product is annotated as serine protease HTRA3-like. Gene Ontology annotation, molecular function: serine-type endopeptidase activity; protein binding. Gene Ontology annotation, cellular component: extracellular region. Gene Ontology annotation, biological process: proteolysis. The transcript is spliced from 6 exons. The record is from RefSeq and is a predicted model, not a curated record. Lineage: Eukaryota; Metazoa; Chordata; Actinopteri; Salmoniformes; Salmonidae. Bases 357 to 1379 code for a protein of 340 amino acids.
AGGAAUGUGAAUCAGUCUCUCUGUCUGUCUUGGGUGAGCUCUCUCCACUCUUCAUUACGCAAUGCAGACAGUAGUCCUAUUUGUUUCUAUAACAUUGUAUUACUUUUUAAAAAUGUAUAAGUAUAAAGGAUUAUAAUACAUAGAAUACAUUUGUUGAGUCUAUAGGAACAGAAUAUCUAACUGAUAAAAAUAGUUUACCACGAAAAGAGACUUUACCACAAGCUUGUUGAAGAGACAACUAUCUAACUAUCCAGUGGAGUAAUCCUGUAAUCCUCCCGAACCCCAUUCCAGCAUUUACAGAGAAUCUCUCUUUCAGGCUUUUUGUUUCCCUCUCUUUUUAUUACCGAAUUCUCGGGAUGCGGGUGUUCCUGUUCGCAGCGACGGUACUUUUCGCACACAAUCUCACCGGGUCUGGUGCCGGCGCCGAGUCCAGCUCCAAAAAGUGUUCCUCCCAGUGCGACGUGAGCGCGUGUCCUAGUCCGAAAUGCCCCAGCGGGUAUAUCCCAGACCGGUGUAACUGUUGCCUGGUGUGUUCCCGGGGCGAGGGUGAACUCUGUGGCCGGAAAAACGACCUCCUGUGUGGGGACGGCUUAGAGUGUAGGUCCCCUAACGGUCCUAACGAGGGCCUGGCGGGGAAGCGGAGCUCCAAGCGGCGGCUGUGUCAGUGUAAGAUGGGGUAUAAGGUGUGUGGUAGCGACGGGAAGACGUACAGGAAUGUGUGUCGGAUGAAGGCUGCCAGCCGGAAAGCUCUUCAGAAGGAAAGGGAGGCCAUCACCCAAGCACACAAGGGACCCUGUCCAUCAGGUAAUAUAGGUCCUGUCCAUCCCAACAGCCCACGAUACAAGUUCAACUUCAUAGCUGACGUGGUGGAAAAGAUGGCUCCUGCUGUGGUUCACAUUGAGCUCUUCCUCAGACAUCCUCUAUAUGGUCGUCAUGUCCCUCUGUCUAGUGGUUCUGGGUUCAUCAUCAGCCACUCCGGACUCAUCGUAACCAACGCUCACGUGGUAACCGCUGCUGCCACGGUAACGGGCCGACCACAGCUCCGCGUGCAGCUCCAUGACGGGGGAGCGUAUGAGGCCACGGUCCGGGACAUCGACAGGAAGUCGGAUAUCGCCACCAUCAAAGUCAACCCUCAGAAGAAGCUUCCUGUUCUGUCUCUGGGUCGGUCAUCUGAUCUGAGACCAGGAGAGUUUGUGGUUGCCAUUGGCAGCCCCUUCGCACUCCAGAACACCGUUACCACGGGGAUUGUGAGCACGGCCCAGAGAGAUGGGAAGGAGCUGGGCAUCAGAGACUCAGAUAUAGACUACAUUCAGACUGACGCUAUCAUCAAUCUCAGCAACAUUUUGUACGGAGAGACUCAUGAGGCAGUUGCAAGCUAA